UCACGUGAUAGUCAUAAGCUUACUAGCCAUCUUGAGCAACAACGAACCGGGCCUCGCGGCGGCCGGCAGUUGUAUCAUAUUCGAUGCUCUCCAAGUGGAAUGGGUCGAAGACGUCAAAUGGCGGACCUAGCUUACCUCUUCGUUACACCGCGGGUGAAAUUAUGAUUGAGGAUGACCCGUAUGCCUAUGUGAUUGAUUCGGAAUUAUUCGGACUAGUUUGCAGCUACUGUAUUAAAAAAAGUUUCGGCCUUCGUUGUUCCUGGUGUAACUGGAUAACCUAUUGUAAUAAGGAUUGCAAGAGAAAGGACAAAGUCUACCACGAUUUGGAAUGUAAGGUCCUUCAGAGUUGCGGGAAGGAUGACGAUCUGCCGGAUCAGGAAACGCGCCUUGUGAUCCGGGUCAUCGAUCGUUGUCUCCGCGAGCGUCGUACUGGCUGCGAAUCAGUCGGCGAUUAUUUCGGUUGUCGACGCACGAUCAAGGAUCUUAUCGGACACAUCGAUCAUUUGACAGCUGAAGAACGUAAAUAUGCCGAAAGCCGGGCACAAAUGAUAUUUGAUUUAAUCAAAAGCCACAUCGUCACUACAGUCGAGGAGACACUCGACCUUCUCCAGCGAUGUCGCAUCAACUGCCAUUCCCUAGUCGACCAUAACUCACCGCAAUACUUCUCUCGAGGGCGAGCUGUGUAUCUCGGCGUUUCGAAGAUGAAUCACUCGUGUGGUCCUACUGACUAUGUGCAAAUUUUCGACGGACGAAAGUAUACCCUACGGGCACUCCGUGACAUACAAGUUCAUGAUCCGUUAACGCUGACCGUACACUACAUCCCACCGACGCUGCCGUUAGCGACCCGUCAAAAUCGUUUACUUAACAAUUACUAUUUUAUAUGCAACUGUACGAAGUGCGUAUGGCAGUCUCGUCAUCCUGAAACCAGUGCAGUUGACGAAGAGCUCGUCGCAAAGAUUGAGCAUACGUUUGAAGUGUCCCACGGCUAUGAAGAUUGGUUAACUAUUGGAAAAGAGUUUCUCAAUGAACUUGCAAAUCAACCAGAUAGUAACUUCUAUGUCUACUGGUUGCUCAUUCAAAUGCAGUGGACUUGUGCUGAACUUGGCCGUUACAACGAGAGCGUUGAAUACGGCACGCGGGCAUUAGAAGGAGCUGAAUCGAUACUAUCAUUAGAACCAAUUCUAUUUAGCAUUUGUGAAUCGAUGGUAAAAUUAGGUUGGAAUAAACGACACAAUGAAAACUAUCCCCGAUUUGCGAGCACUAUCAAAAUGGCAAAGGAUUUAUAUCUCGUUACCCAUGGAUCUGACCACAAAAUCGUACGUUCGCUCGACGUCAUGAAGAAAGGUGGCUCAUGGUGGAGGAAGAUUUUUAAGAAUAAGGACACGAGUAAACUCUUAAGUGAAUCAGUAGUAAAGGAUGACACUGGUAAAACUACAGUAGCGUCGGCCUGAUGCAGAUAUGAGAGAGAGAGUGAGAGAGGGGAGAGAGAGAGGGGG
Molecule: messenger RNA, 1496 nt
Organism: Varroa destructor (honeybee mite)
Lineage: Eukaryota; Metazoa; Arthropoda; Arachnida; Mesostigmata; Varroidae
Product: histone-lysine N-methyltransferase SMYD3-like
Cellular component (GO): nucleus
Source: RefSeq, a predicted model, not a curated record